AUGUACCAGUUGGUAGACGCCAAUGGUGUAUUGGACAGGAGUCUUGAGCGUGGCUCGCGGGCUGAUCGUGGAGUGGCACGUGGCCCACUGAGCGCUGCUCAAGUGUCAAAGCAGUCGCCGUAUGUCAUGCGUGACAUGGUCGGCCAAGAACCGAGGCAUCUUAAGCAUGGUCCUUCAGAUGCGCGUGGAGUGGCACGUAAGCCACUGAGCACUGCUUUCGUUGUGAAGCAGUCGCUGCAUGCCAUUGAUGGCGUGGUCGGACACAGUCCGAGGCAUCUUGGGCUUGGCUCUUUAGAUGCGCGUGGAGUGGCACGUUAUCCACUGGACGAAGACUGCGGGUUAGCAGUUCUUCGUCGAAUGUUGUCAAUAACAUCGGAGCUGCAAAGGAGCGGAAAGUAG
Messenger RNA from Plasmopara halstedii, 399 nucleotides. RefSeq lists its product as uncharacterized. The transcript has a single exon. The coding region runs from base 1 to 399 and encodes 132 amino acids. The record is from RefSeq and is a predicted model, not a curated record. Lineage: Eukaryota; Oomycota; Peronosporomycetes; Peronosporales; Peronosporaceae.